AUGCAAACACUAGAUACUUUCAUCAUUGUUGGUGGUGGUAUCGGUGGUCUUGCCACAGCACUGGCACUUCAAAAGAACGGUGCUCUUUUAUUGGCUUUUCUACUUUAUGCAUGGCAAUUUCCACAUUUUAAUUCUUUAAGUUGGAAUAUUCGACGAGAAUAUGAUCGUGCUGGUUAUAAAAUGAUGUGUGUUUCUCAUGAACGUUUAUGUUUAAUAACAUCACUUCGUUAUUCAAUUAUGAUAUUUCUUUCAUGUUCAUUUGUUGCACCACUUAUUGAUAUGACAACAUGGCUAUUUGCUUUUGAUACAUUACCAGUUAAUUUCUAUUUAAUUUAUCUAUCAUAUAAAUUCUAUCGUAAUCAUGAUGCACAAUCAUCAAGAAAACUUUUUCGUUAUAGUCUGAUACAUUUACCACUGUUAUUUACACUUAUGGUUAUUCAUCGACAAGUUAAAGCCCAAAAUCAUACAACACAAUCUUCAAGAAAUGAAUUAAUACCUGUACCUAUAUAA
Molecule: messenger RNA, 510 nt
Organism: Rotaria sp. Silwood2
Lineage: Eukaryota; Metazoa; Rotifera; Eurotatoria; Philodinida; Philodinidae
Source: the annotation of a GenBank genome assembly